Bipolaris victoriae FI3 is the source of this 3492-nucleotide messenger RNA. RefSeq lists its product as hypothetical. Lineage: Eukaryota; Fungi; Ascomycota; Dothideomycetes; Pleosporales; Pleosporaceae. The transcript is spliced from 2 exons. The coding region runs from base 1 to 3492 and encodes 1163 amino acids. Gene Ontology annotation, molecular function: monoacylglycerol lipase activity. The record is from RefSeq and is a predicted model, not a curated record.
AUGCUGCUCACGCCUCGCACCUAUUCCAACGCACAAACUGCCGACGCCGGCCGCAAACUUCCUGAACCCUCAUUCUUCGUGUGCACAAAGUCGCGCAAGGAGCUGCAAGCUGAGGAGAAGCGUGCGCUGAGGAUGUUGCUGCUGCACCAAAAAGGGGCUGUCAAAGUAGGCGAGGUUGUGAGGUACACACUUACAUACACGCCCUCCGAAGACCGAAUAUUACCCCCGCCUCCUAUCCUCCAUGUCCGUAUACGCAACUCGUCGGCCAUUCCUCUGCGCGCCGCAUACCUCCAUGGGCCCUACACCAUCCACGUCUCGGCCUACCCCUCCACCUUCAACCCCAACGUCAAAAAUGAAGAUGCCAAGAUCUACGGCGCCCCCGACUUCGAGCCUAACCUAAAGGCAGGAGGUUACUGGAAUACAAAAUUGACGGUGCCCGAGCAUGCGAGGACCGAGAUUCCAGGGUAUAAUGCUGAACCGAAGACCGUCACUUGGAUAAUUGAGAUUGCAUCGCAGAUCAUCUUCUCAAAUUCUGCGUCGGUAAACUACGAAUUGCUAGUUGCACGCGACGAGCGAUCACUUGACCUUGGCUUCACCGCUGUAACGGGGAACACACAUGGAACGCCAGGAAAAGUUCAGGACCACCAGCAAGGAAGCCAGAAGCAUGUUUCAAAUCAUGCAGGACAGCCCAAGGGCGUCUAUUCUAAGGCAGUCAAAUUGGUAGUGGAUGAUACAACUAGUUUGUGGAACAAGCCCGAGUUGCCGGAAUGGAAAGAUGAGGAACCGGGCAGCGAGGGAGAGUCCAAGAAUACUGACCAUGCAAAGGAGCUGGCUGAGCGGAAAAGAAAGAAUAUUCACCUCGUCAUUGUAACACAUGGAUUGCACAGCAAUCUCGGUGCAGACAUGCUGUACCUGAAAGAGAGCAUUGACGCGACUGCAAGACAAGCGCGCGAGAGUCGGCGACAGCGACGCAAGGAGAAAAAGGGGGGUGGGACCAAAGCUGCAGGCAAGGACACAUCCACUGCACCAUUGUCUGGUGGCCAAGAUGAGAUAUCGGAUGCGGAAGAUGAAGACGAAGAAAACGAGGAAGAAGUAGUCGUACGUGGCUUUGACGGCAACGUAAUACGCACCGAACGCGGCAUCCAGUAUCUGGGGAAGCGACUUGCUAAGUACGUCUUGCGUUUAACGUACCCUGACCAGCCAUACCUCCCAAUCAAGAAGACCGUGGGACAAAAGCUGUCCAACACCUUUUCGCCUACAAGAGACAAGGCAGAUGAGGGCAUUCCUGCUCAUCAAGGCAGUAGUGUGCAUCACCUGUUCAAAGGUCGGGACAAACGGGCAUACCGGUUCACCAGCAUCAGCUUUAUCGGCCACUCUCUUGGCGGUCUUGUACAAACGUACGCCAUUGCGUACAUCCACAAACACUCCCCUCACUUCUUCGAUACAAUUAAGCCUGUCAAUUUUAUUGCUCUGGCCUCUCCGUUUCUGGGGUUAAGCAAUGAGAACCCCACCUAUGUCAAGUUUGCACUGGACUUUGGACUGGUUGGUAGAACAGGACAGGAUCUCGGUCUAACCUGGAGAGCACCCACACUGGCAAGGAGUGGCUGGACCGCAAUGGGUAAUGUGUUCGGAACUCAGGGCCAAGCUUCACAGCAGGAGGACCCUGGCGCUAAACCUCUAUUACGAAUUCUUCCUACAGGGCCUGCGCACCAGGUUCUGCGGAAAUUCCGGAAUCGCACCGUAUACUCCAACGUCGUCAAUGAUGGCAUUGUACCACUGCGUACAAGCUGUCUCUUGUUCCUUGACUGGAGAGGGCUGGGUCGGGUACAGAAAGCCCGGAGAGAAAACGGACUCAUCGGUACCGUUGCUGUGUGGGGUUAUGGUCAACUUACGGGGCAAAACUCUUCGCCCAAUCCUUCACGAAUUGGCUUUGCAGAGGACGAAAGCUCUGGAGCUGAUUCUCCAACAUUUCAGGGCGAUGACACAGCUGUACCCCUACCAGGCGCUGAUACGACCAAUCAAGAAGACGAAACACAGGUAUCUACAGUAGAGACUGCGGCGCAUCAAGUGAUUGAAGGACAAAAGAAGAGCCCAGAUGAAAGAGACCCGAACGACAACUAUUUUCAGCCGCAAAAUACGCUGAUGCAGUGGUGGAGCUAUAUCAGGCCCACUGGAAAGCAUACCUCGCGAGACAAGAAGAUGUUCUCGCGAAGCCAGACGAUCUACAAGGAUGAUGAAGAUGAACAAUCUCCUACCCAGGCAGAAGACUCGUCGUCAUCAUCGCGUACGGACCAGCAAAGGAAAAGACCUCGAGCGACGCGUGGCGACUCCAUUGUCGAUAAUCCUCGAAGCAACAUGGCACCACCCAAGACUACGAUAUUCGAGUCGGCUGGUGAUUUGAUCAAUCCCCCUGUACCUCCGCACUCAUGGAUCAACGAUCCAACCACCCGAGCACGCGCCAUCUUUCAUGACAGGAUCUAUCACCCGGAAGAUAUCCCUCCGCCACCAAUCAAGAAGAGGGCCACGCGAAACUUUUCAGGUGAUAGUGUUGCCAGCCAGGCAUCGACAACCAGUGUUGAUGACAGUGUGAUGCGUGUGGAAGAAAAGAUUGCCCGCGCCUAUCAUAAGGAUCUCUCGUGGCGUAAGGUAUUGGUCAGCCUUGAGCCCGACGCCCAUAACAACAUCAUUGUACGCCGUAUGUUCGCCAACGCAUAUGGGUGGCCUGUCAUCAAACAUCUUUGUGAUACCCACUUUGCCGACACAUACUCGGCUAACACGCGCACUGAGCUCGAGCCUGCAGUUGAGCGAGCCGAGCCAAUGGACAAGCCUAUCGACAGAAAUGGCGAGCGAGUCAAGGGGCAGCAGAAUCAACACCCACCUGUUGAACGUUCCGACAGUGAGAUGCGCGAGGUAGCUGACGAGUUGGCGCCUCUGCACCCGCUCACUUUGAAGAUGCCAAAGAGAUCCAAUACGACCGACUCUAUGCAUAGUAUCGGGUCUGGUGACUGGGAUAGCAUCUACUUCAACGAGACUAGCGACGAUGAAGACGAGUUCGACGAUCGUAAUGCCGUGCAGCGUUUCUUCCAGCCUAAUAGUGCAAAGAGCCCCCGAAGCCCUGGUUUUCCACCUAAGACACCUGACGGAAAGGGCACUAGUCAAGCGGACAUUGCCGACUUCCUUCGUGGGUCUAAUGUUGAAGUUCACAGGGGUCUUGGCGCAAGCCCGAAGAGUAGGACUGCUCCUACUCUGACCGCUGAGCCAGACUCAAUCGAACCCGGCGAAUCUUCUACUGCGAAUGAACAAGUGGAACAAGCCUCGACCCAUUCUGAGGCACCUAUGGGUAGGAUUAGCGGGGUUGGCUUGAGGAAUGCUGCUGACGUUUCUGCAUCUCCAGAGGGUAGUAAAGCGAGUCCUGGAGGCAGUAGCGUCACUGAGCAGGUUGCCAGACUGAGCAGCCCCAAGGCUGACAAGCAGGAUGAUGCUAGCUCGUAG